Actinia tenebrosa (Australian red waratah sea anemone) is the source of this 339-nucleotide messenger RNA. RefSeq lists its product as uncharacterized. The record is from RefSeq and is a predicted model, not a curated record. NCBI's taxonomy places the organism in Eukaryota, Metazoa, Cnidaria, Anthozoa, Actiniaria, Actiniidae.
AGAAGAUGAUCCUUGAUGGCCAUAAAUUAGAUAACUCACUGGACAUGUGGAGUACACUCUACAAGGUGUUACAUCUGGGACCUUCGAAUACUGCUGAGACACGUCGUAACUGGGAUAAUUCCUGUCUCAUCAUUGCUGAAAUCUUAUCUCUCUGCAAGUAUUGUAAUGUCAUUUUAGAACGGAAUAAAUUGCAAAAUGCAAUAAUUAUAACUAGAACAUGUGCAACCAAAACUUACAAGUCUAAGCUUGUUAGAUCAAUACCUGAUCAUUCAGACUGGUUCUGCAAUUUGUUAAUUACCCUAUAUCACUAUGAUGCCACAUGAAAACAAUCUUGGUUUA